This is a messenger RNA of Protopolystoma xenopodis, 279 nucleotides long. The record is from the annotation of a GenBank genome assembly. Lineage: Eukaryota; Metazoa; Platyhelminthes; Monogenea; Polystomatidea; Polystomatidae.
AUGCUGCCUAAGAGUCAACACGAUCUCUUGGUAUAUGCAUUAACGGAUGCCAUGAGGAAUUCUAAUUACAAUGAUCAUGAAACUAUCAUUCAACUCUCCAAGCCAGAAACCUUGCAUGGCAAAAUGAACAGGCUAGUGCAUGACCUUUCUCGCUGCAUGAGUUUGGAGCUGUUAGGAAUCAAGGAUCAGAAGGCGAAAAAGAAGUCGAACAAGCGUGAAGGAGGUGGCAGCACUCAUUUAUUGGAUAUAGACAAUGAAAAUAUCGGUAAGAUUCCUUGA